UAGGAUCAAAUGUCUUUUUGUGAGAAAUUUAUGAAAGCUCGUUAUCCUCAGUUAACUCAAAUUUUAAGAUGUGGUUCUCUUCUUUACUGCUUGCAUUAUUUAUACUCCCAGUCGUCAAUUGCUUCAGCAAUCGAGGACCGAAAGUAACACAAAAGGUUUAUUUCAACAUUUCUAUUGGCAAAGAAGAGCAAGGACGCAUUGUGAUUGGUUUGUUUGGCGAGGUUGUGCCGAAGACUGUUAGGAAUUUUGUGGCUCUUGCAACACACGAGAAAGGAUUUGGUUACAGAGGCAGCAAAUUUCAUCGCGUCAUUAAAGAUUUCAUGAUCCAAGGAGGAGAUUUCACACACGGCAAUGGAAGAGGUGGUAAGAGUAUUUAUGGUGAAAAAUUUGAUGAUGAAAAUUUUCGACUAAACCAUUAUGGCGCUGGAUGGAUCAACAUGGCAAACGCUGGUAAAGAUACCAAUGGCUCACAGUUUGCAAUAUUUACCGUCCUUACACCUUGGCUAAACGGACAACAUGUUAUUUUUGGUAUCAUACUUGAAGGAAUGAACAUUGUGAAGAAAAUAGAAAAUAUUGAUGUCGACGGUUCUCUACCAACGGUAGACUGUGUAAUUUCAGACUGUGGCGUGCUUCCACUUCAGAAUCCGUUCCACGUUAAAAAGACCCCAGUGCAAUCUACAUGAAGCUUUAACAUCGUAACUUGAUCAUUAGCGAAAAAUUUCAAUUUUUGCCAUUCAGACGCCAUUCUAGGCUUUUUAUAGUGAAAUGUAUGCCGCCAGUAAUUAAGAACGCCUUAAACAAUCGCAAAAAUGUGAAGUACUUAAAACUCUUAUUUGAUGAAUUGUUGAAGAGAUAGUGCAGACAUAAACAAUGCUAAACCUUGCAACCAGUGAAUAUGUUUUGUAAAUAAGAAUUACAAAUUGUUGACAACAUUGUUUUUAACAUUUGAAGAAUGCAGUGGUAAUGUAACUUUCACAGCUUUUUUUCAAAUGAAAUUUGUGAAAAGUGAGAAAAGCUAGUUAUAAACCACAAUAUAUGCUUUUACCAGCAAUUAUACCAAGCAUUCCAGCAUUUAAGUGAAUUUAUAAAAAGAUCA
This is a messenger RNA of Xenia sp. Carnegie-2017, 1096 nucleotides long. Its product is annotated as peptidyl-prolyl cis-trans isomerase B-like. The transcript has 6 exons. Bases 69 to 683 code for a protein of 204 amino acids. Gene Ontology annotation, biological process: protein folding; protein peptidyl-prolyl isomerization. The record is from RefSeq and is a predicted model, not a curated record. Gene Ontology annotation, molecular function: peptidyl-prolyl cis-trans isomerase activity. NCBI's taxonomy places the organism in Eukaryota, Metazoa, Cnidaria, Anthozoa, Malacalcyonacea, Xeniidae. Gene Ontology annotation, cellular component: intracellular membrane-bounded organelle.